AUGACGUCGUGGUUCAAGUCUUGGAAUCCAAUCGUCUCGUUUCCCGACUAUCACGGGCAGUACUCUGUAGGCACGGUCGACGUGGAAAUUCCCGUCAGCGAUCUCCCUUCGCCUUCCGACGCGCCCGAUGGCGCGCAACCGACCAUCGCCUUCAGAGUGUUCUAUCCGUGUGUGAAACCAGCCUCGUCACAAUCCGAUCGACCUGUACGAUGGAUACCGCAACCGCAACGCGAAACGAUUAGUGCCUUUGCGAAAUUCAUCGGAGUGAAGAACCCGCGCAUCGCCAAUCUGAUCUCGUACAUGCCACAACAAUUAUACUGGAUCAAUCUUCCUGCGCACCGAAAUGCUAAGCUCUUAGAUCCGCCAACGAGUAAUGGAAGAUGGCCCGUGACUUUCUUCAGCCACGGUCUGGCGGGCAGCAGGAAUGCGUACAGCUAUGUUUGUGGAGACCUGGCCAGCAAUGGYAUGAUCGUAAUUGCGCUAGACCACAGAGACGGCUCAUCUCCCAUCCAAUACGUGCGUGCAACGGCGACUACAGAGGCGAAGAUCCUAGAACCAGUAAAGAUUAGCCAUGAACCGAGCGCAGAGGUUUACGAGGGAAGGGACAAGCAGUUGCGCAUUCGACUGUGGGAGAUCAGCAUGGCAUAUGAAGCAUUGAUAAAAAUCGACGCAGGUCAACGAAUCGAGAACUUGGACAUCAACGCGUCGAAGAACAGGAAUGAACGAGUCGAGGUGCUGUGGCAGUUCGAUGGCAUGCUGGACAUUCAUCGCGCCGGCAAGGUCACCUGGGCGGGGCACUCUUUUGGAGCAGCAACCACGGUACAGCUGCUGAAGAGCAUCUACUACCACCGAGAUAGACCGGUUGAGGGUUCUGGAAAGGCAUUGAUUGCUCCCAAUUCAGAUGCUGCCAUUAUACAACAGAUCACCGAAGAGUCCCCAAUGCUUCUUUUGGAUAUGUGGUGCUUGCCACUGCAGUCUCCAGAUCAGGCAUUCCUCUGGGACAAACCGCUUCCAUCGUAUGCUGUGGGUGGACCUUCUGGCGCAAACGUGUUGAGUGUUCUUUCCGAGGCUUUCUACAACUGGGAGGACAACCUCAACCUGAACAAGCACGCCGUAGCAGCUCCAUCUCUAUCUCGCAGGCCUUCGAUCGCGCCUCGCCUGUCGCGCGACCCUGGCAAACUGCUUCCCAACUGGGCACGCCUCCGAGAAGAAUCUCCCUCCAAGGAUUCUGGAUAUGCAUCGGAGCUUUCUCGCAGCGCGUUGAGAAGCUUGACACGUCAGCGAAGUCGAGCUAGCGGACUCACCACUCCUAGCAACGGUGGCUCGUCAUCUCACAGGGGUCGUGUUACGAGCACCACGCAUGGUUAUGAGGCCAGACCAGCGCGAACCGAAGGACCACACACUUGGGUGAUCCAAAAGUCCCAGCACUUCAAUCAGUCUGACUUUGGACUGCUAUUCCCCUGGCUUUCAAAGCGCAUCACCAAGGCGGAGGAACCCGAGCGAAUCCUCGAGCUCAACGUCCGAGCCAUGGUUCAAGUCCUCCGUGAGUGCGGAGUCGAAGUUGCGGGCGAGGAUGACCGGGAAAUACUCGCAAAGGAUGGCGACAUUCGAAGAUGGAAGCAUAUUUCGGUUUCCGACGAGCCACAGGAGACCAUCAACCAGGUCACAAGGAAGCUCAGCAUAAUCAGUGCGAGUGGGAAGAGUGUGGGAAGUCCAAGGCCUCGAGAUGGAAUGACGAUGGGCAUGAAAAUGGACCAAAAGGCGGAAGCAGAGCUGCCUGUCUUGUCGAUAUAA
This is a messenger RNA of Ramularia collo-cygni, 1794 nucleotides long. Its product is annotated as related to acetylhydrolase. Gene Ontology annotation, molecular function: 1-alkyl-2-acetylglycerophosphocholine esterase activity. The record is from RefSeq and is a predicted model, not a curated record. The transcript has a single exon. The coding region runs from base 1 to 1794 and encodes 597 amino acids. Lineage: Eukaryota; Fungi; Ascomycota; Dothideomycetes; Mycosphaerellales; Mycosphaerellaceae.